AUGGCGGAGCAUUUGUUCCUUCCUGACGAAGCCCUUAACCCUCUUUGGAUCGAGUAUAACGGUCCGCUAUAUGAUGGAGGGUAUUGGGACCAGUUCCCAACUCGGCAUGGCUGGAAAUUGGAAACAGGAGCUGAAAAGUUCAGUCCACGCGCAAUCCCGGAGAGAUUUCACUCUGGAAUAGAGUGCUGGCUCUAUUUCGGCAUGCUUCACCAUGUGUUUGGAAGCCAGCUGGACCAGUCAGAUUUUCUCCUGCGCAGGUAUGCAGAGGCUCAGCAGUACAUAACAACAAGGCAUAUCCAUAAAUAUGUCAACAACGCCAAGGAAUGGAAGAAGAGGAAAUUUGGCGAGCGAGCUGUUGAGAUUAUCAAGAAAGUAUGUGAGAAACUUUCUGAGUACGGAGUUUAUUAUGUACGAGAUGAAAUGGCAUUGGCCAUUCGGCUGGUCUGCUAUCUUCUCUGGCAUCUUGCUGUCAAGCGAGAUGGUUCUCAGACCCAGACACCUCGUGUUCAGCUAUGGAUUCUCAGCAGAGAGUUUGAGUCUAAGCGAAUGACCGCGGAGGGAUGGUGUCCCUUGGAGGUAGAGAAGUGUCGCAUGACCGGUGGUGGAGUAGAAACCCCGGUGUUUCUGCUUCAAUUAAUGCGUGUCAAAGCCAGUUGGAACACAAAAAUGCACGGGUCUUGCAAGAAGGGGGAGUGUGUGGCAAACAAUGUCGAUGAGAGCGACUAUGUCACUCGACACGUGUAA
This is a messenger RNA of Penicillium brevicompactum, 744 nucleotides long. RefSeq lists its product as uncharacterized. Bases 1 to 744 code for a protein of 247 amino acids. The transcript has a single exon. The record is from RefSeq and is a predicted model, not a curated record. Lineage: Eukaryota; Fungi; Ascomycota; Eurotiomycetes; Eurotiales; Aspergillaceae.